This is a messenger RNA of Neltuma alba, 1013 nucleotides long. Its product is annotated as heavy metal-associated isoprenylated plant protein 26-like. The transcript is spliced from 2 exons. Bases 160 to 624 code for a protein of 154 amino acids. Gene Ontology annotation, molecular function: metal ion binding. The record is from RefSeq and is a predicted model, not a curated record. Lineage: Eukaryota; Viridiplantae; Streptophyta; Magnoliopsida; Fabales; Fabaceae.
CAAGGUUGUUCCAUCAGUAUCACUCCGUAAUCUCCUCGCCUCAAAAAGCAAAGCCCUUACCCAAUCCUCUGAUAUUUCAUUCCUACCACUUUUCUCCGUUAAUUAUUCGCAUCGGCUCGUGUGAUCUCAGCAGUAUUCCUUUUUCGCCUCAGAUUCACCAUGGGUGCUCUCGAUCAUAUUUCUGAACUCUUUGACUGUUCCACUGGUAGCUCCAAGCACAAGAGGCGCAGGCAAUUGCAGACGGUGGAGGUUAAAGUGAAGAUGGACUGUGAAGGAUGCGAGAGGAAGGUGAAGAGGUCGGUGGAAGGCAUGAAGGGCGUGAACCAGGUGGAUGUGGAUCGCAAGGCUAACAAAGUAACUGUCACCGGCUACGUGGAGGCGUCCAAGGUGGUGUCUCGGAUAGCUCACCGGACCGGCAAGAGGGCCGAGCUGUGGCCGUACGUCCCUUACGACGAGGUUGAGCACCCUUAUGCUGCCGGCGUCUACGACAGGAAGGCGCCGGCUGGGUACGUGCGAAAUGCUCAAGAUCCAUACGUGUCCCAGCUCGCACGUGCGAGCUCCUCGGAGGUGCGUUACACGACGGCUUUCAGUGAUGAGAACCCCGCCGCCUGUGCCGUCAUGUGAUGCGGCAGAUGUUUCCGUGGCGGCCUAGCCUUUGCGUUCGCUGUUGUUGACUUUGUUUUAAGAUUUCUGAAUGUUAGAUUCCUUUAGAUUAGUUUGCUAAAGACACUGGUGAAAUCCAUAUAGAUAUAUCUUGAUUUGAUUGCAUAUGGUCAAGAAUUUUGAUGAAUCUGUUGAGAACUUCGUGUAAAUUAUUUCGUGUUUUUGGCUCUGUGUAGAUAAUUUUGGGGUCAUUCUAUGGUCAGUCAGGUUCAGAUAGAUACUAGUAUUUGUAUCAUAUACUGAUCAGGCUGAUUUGUUCUUUUUCUUUUACAUGAUAACCUCGACAGGUGUACAGGCUAGGUGUGUCUGGAAUGUUAAUAAAAGCAUACGGUGGUCAAACUGAAAAUUAA